Engraulis encrasicolus (European anchovy) is the source of this 1325-nucleotide messenger RNA. RefSeq lists its product as uncharacterized. Lineage: Eukaryota; Metazoa; Chordata; Actinopteri; Clupeiformes; Engraulidae. The coding region runs from base 104 to 1087 and encodes 327 amino acids. The transcript has 6 exons. Gene Ontology annotation, molecular function: protein binding. The record is from RefSeq and is a predicted model, not a curated record.
AACAUGCGGCACACAAAUGUUUACACAGGAAAGGAUGGAUGUAUGGGUACAACGUGUAUAUUAAAGUAAUCUUUCUUAGUGAGUUCGUAUCAUUCUUUAAGAUAUGGAGAUUUUAGGAAGCACAUUCGAUGAUUCUGUCUUUGAGGAAUCAAGAAAUAGGGUGUCGUCAGCUCUUCCCACUUACAACGCCAAGUUCUGUGAGCCUGAGUGGUUUUCUGAAGAUCCGGAUACUGAGGAUAUGUUGGAGAAACAGAAAGCUUUCAAAUUUCGGGCGGACCUAGCAUACAGACGAAAGCAAUAUCAGACUGCCUUUAAUGAUUACACAAGCUGCCUGUCACUCAUACCUGAUGGAAACAUGUCCAUCAGACGUGAUGUGCUUGAGGGGAUGGUGCGCUGCUGUUGCCAACUGGGCAGACGAGAACAAGCGCAAGAGGUGACGGAGAAGCUUAGAAAAGAAGCGUCCAAUACCUGCCACCUCACCUGCGUCCUGCAAAUGGACCUCAGCAUCUUUGAACAUUUUGGAGACCCAUUAGCCUCCAUAGAUGCCCUGCAGCAGCUCUGCUCCCUCCACCCCUUUAACCCUUGGCACUGGCACAAGCUCGCCUCCGUCUGCCACACCCUAUUGGACACCGUCUGUGCCACUCCGUCACCCUGUGCUGCUUCGGCCAAUCAGGCCAGGGGACCUUUGAGUCAGGAGGCGGGGAAAGUCUCUUUUGAGGGGGAAAGGGAGCUGUGGCUGAAAGCCUGCAUGGGCUUCAUUCGGACAAGGCUCCUGAUUGCCAUCCUGCGCGUCCAGCAGUCGUCGUUCGUGCUGCAGACCAGCGAGCGGGUGGUGCUGGAGGCGGAGGAGGCCCUGCAGAGGCUGCGCCCCCCAGAGAGCACGCUGCAGACCAUCGCACAGGUGCUGUCAGAAGAUCUCAACCCGGAGAAGAUGAGGGAGGAGAACCAGGAUGGUGAGAGUCUGGUUGGUCUUGCAGCAAAGGACUUUGAGGAGAGGUGGUGGAACAAGCUGGUGUGUGCAGGCUUGUUGCAUAAGGAGGAGGAGCAAGGCAGUGUUGCAAAUCAAUGUAUACAAGCUACCAGGUGAUUUGGGCUUGCCAGGACAUAACAUGAAUGUAUUUAUUAAGGACUUAAUGUAUUACAGACCUAUUUCGUGUGUGUGUGUGUGUCAGAGAGAGAGAGUGUGUGAGAGCACAGUUUGUGACAAAUCAUUUUUUAUAAAUACAUUGAAUGGAAGCAUUGAAUAGCCGUGGAUUCAGGCUUAUCACGUAAUUGAAUCUAUCUUUUAAGAUCUACAAUAAAGUGAUUGCUUUUUCAACAAUGAA